GAAGAACAUACUGACGUGGAGACUCUGCUACUUAUUUGCCUUUUUUUCCUCAUAGCACAAUCCCAUAGUACAGGGGGAGUGUGCCUGCAGUUGGAUUGUUCACUCGGUGAGGGGGUGCAUGCGUACAAGCUGCUCAUUCAGGCAAACAGCGCCCAGAUCUUAAAUGAGCUUCAUUUAUUUCCAACAUUUCAUUUCUGCCGGGAGAACCAAGCGCGCUCGCUAUUGUUUGUCCGUCUUCUCUCUGUCUUUGACAGACUUUUCGCUUUCUUUUCAACUGGAGUAUUGAAUGCCUUUGGAAAUAUCCAAUACCUAUCUUAAUGGGAUUAAGGACUGGGCACCACGCAUUUUGGGAGGGUGUUGAAGCUCUUGGGGUGGUUUCCGGAGGGAAUUCCUAUUAGUCUCUCCUUGCAUGGGGCGAUGGGAUUAAAGCGAUUGAAGAAGUUUGGAUUGUGUACGAGUGACUCUACGCUUUGGUUUCACAAAAUGGAAAAGCAAGGCUACUCCGAAAACUAAAGAAAAAGAACAUACAGAAUUAAUCAAAGAGGGGAAAUGCACGGAGCCUUGGUUCUACUCGUUCUGAUUGAAGAAGGAUUUGCUUUGGCACAGAAAACAAAAGAGGUCCAAAAUGUCGGUGCAAAGCCUAAGACUUCAGCUCAGUGUGGACUAUGGAUUCGAAAUCACAAUGGAGGAUUCUUUACCUCUCCUAACUACCCUAGCACCUACCCACCGAACAAGGAAUGUGUUUACAUUUUGGAAGCUGAUCCACGUCAAAGAAUCGAGUUGACCUUUGAUGAACCCUAUUAUAUUGAGCCUUCUUUUGAGUGCCGCUUUGACCAUCUGGAAGUUCGGGAUGGUCCUUUUGGUUUCUCUCCCCUCAUUGACCGAUACUGUGGCUCCAAAAGUCCUGAUGUGAUUACGUCAACGGGCAGGUUCAUGUGGAUAAAAUUCACUACCGACGAAGAGUUGGAAGGCCUGGGCUUUCGGAUCAAAUAUGCAUUUAUACCAGAUCCAGAUUUCCAUUAUGUGGGAGGAAUCUUAAAUCCAAUUCCAGAUUGCCAGUUCGAGCUCACUGGCGCUGAUGGACUCAUUCGCUCCAGUCAAGUUGAGCAGGAUGAGAAAAUAAAGCCAGGCCAAGCUGUCGACUGCAUUUGGACAGUACGAGCCCCCCCCAAAUCAAAGAUUUACCUGAGGUUUCUUGAUUACCAAAUGGAGAACUCCAACGAGUGCAAGAAGAAUUUUGUGGCUGUUUACGAUGGAAGUAGUGCCAUAGAAAACCUGAAGGCCAAGUUCUGCAGCACGGUUGCCAACGACAUCAUGCUGGAGACGGGGGUCGGGGUGGUGCGCAUGUGGGCCGAUGAGACCAGUCGCCUCAGCCGCUUCCGAAUGCUCUUCACUUCCUUCAUCGACCCUCCUUGUUCCAGCAAUAUGUUUUUCUGCCACAGCAACAUGUGCAUCAAUAAUUCUCUAGUUUGCAAUGGAAUUCAAAACUGUGUUUAUCCCUGGGAUGAAAACUACUGCAAGGAGAAAAAGUCCAGCAGCCUGUUUCACCAGAUCACAAAAACACACGGCACCAUCAUCGGUGUGUCAUCUGGUAUUGUCCUGGUGCUGCUGAUCGUUUCCAUCUUGGUUCAGCUGAAGCAGCCUCGCAAGAAGGUGGUCGCUCGGAAACCGAUGUUCAACAAGGCGGGAUUCCAAGAGGUGUUCGACCCACCUCAUUACGAACUCUUUUCCCUGAGGGACAAAGAGAUCUCUUCUGAUCUGGCCGAUCUGUCUGAGGAGCUCGAGAACUACCACAAGAUGAGGAGGUCUUCCACUGCCUCGCGAUGCAUCCACGAUCACCACUGUGGAUCCCAGCCCUCCAGCAUCAAGCAGAGUCGUACCAAUCUCAGCUCCAUGGAGCUCCCUUACCGCAAUGACUUCUCCCAACCCCAACCCAUGAAGACCUUCAACAGCACCUUCAAGAAAAGCUGCUAUGGCUACAAACAGACUCACGACUGUGCUGAACAAGUCAUAGAAGACAGGGUGAUGGAAGAGAUUCCCUGUGAAAUCUAUGUGCGAGGCAGCAGAAAUAAUGAUGCAGUACAGCGAUCAAUGUCUAUUGACUUUUAAAAAAGGAGAAAUCUCUCAAGGAGAUCAAUACCUCUGCCUAUUUAUUUCUUUUUUUUUCACUCACAUGAAUGAAUUCUCAUGUGCUGAACCAGCCUAAUCUCCAGCCAGAACCACAAACUGCACUGUUCGCAAAACCUGAUUGAUCAGACUGGCUUUCGAAUUUGAAAGCAUCAUUUUGAAAUCAAUGGCAGUGGAAUUGUAAUCAUUUUAAUUUAUUUGUAUGGGUUUAUAAUUUUCUUCUCUAAAAGGAAAGAAAACGUUUUGUCUCAUGUCGUUGCUUGGCUUUUAAUUGAUGAUUUUUGUGUUGGAUAAUUUAAUGAAGAACUUAAUAGCCAUGUGUAAUGAUAAUGUAAAUAAGGCUACUGCCAUUAUUAAUCUAUAUGUCGAAGUCACUUCCUUCGGAUACUUGCUUGAACUACAUUAAAAGCAGCCCAUUAGACAUUAUGGAAA
Lepisosteus oculatus (spotted gar) is the source of this 2559-nucleotide messenger RNA. Its product is annotated as neuropilin and tolloid-like protein 2. Gene Ontology annotation, cellular component: postsynaptic density. NCBI's taxonomy places the organism in Eukaryota, Metazoa, Chordata, Actinopteri, Semionotiformes, Lepisosteidae. The record is from RefSeq and is a predicted model, not a curated record. Gene Ontology annotation, molecular function: ionotropic glutamate receptor binding.